Molecule: messenger RNA, 2967 nt
Organism: Sinocyclocheilus rhinocerous
Lineage: Eukaryota; Metazoa; Chordata; Actinopteri; Cypriniformes; Cyprinidae
Product: ubiquitin carboxyl-terminal hydrolase 5
Exons: 21
Coding region: 206-2788 (860 amino acids)
Biological process (GO): protein deubiquitination
Molecular function (GO): protein binding; cysteine-type deubiquitinase activity; zinc ion binding
Source: RefSeq, a predicted model, not a curated record
UGCGGCUGUAAUGCGUGCAGCGAGAGUGUGUGCAGCGCCCCUGGCCUCGAAUGAAACACACUGGAUCAUCAGUAGCAGCUUUUCAUUGAAGGGAAACAGAGAGAGAAGUGGGCGGUCAGAGAUUUCAAGCGCACUGUAUUUCAGGAGCGGGGGCCAAAAAACCGAGGCGGGCAAGCGUGUGAAGGCAAAUCGUGUUUAGCCAGAUAUGACGGAGGUUAGCGAGAUAUUGAUGUCGAUUCUGUCUACGAUUCGGGUUCCGAGGCCCGGAGAUCGUGUUCACAAAGACGAGUGCGCCUUCUCAUUCGCCAGUCCGGAGAGUGACGGAGGCUUGUAUGUCUGCAUGAACAGCUUUCUCGGCUUUGGAGGCAAGUACGUAGAAAGACACCACACCAAAACUGGUCAGAGAGCUUACCUGCACAUCACCCGGACCCGGAAAACACAGGAACAAAAGACAGCUGAAAACAAGGAGGAUGAUAACAAUUCUGGAUCAGGUGACCCUCCAAAAAAGAAGCCCACAAGACUAGCCAUUGGGAUUGAGGGUGGAUUUGAUGUUGAGCAGGAGCAGUAUGACGAAGAGGUCAAGGUGGUUCUGUUCCCAGACCGACAGGAAGUGACAUCAGAUGAUCUAGCCUCCAUGCCAGAUGUUGUUCGGGAAAGGGUGUCUCUGUCGAUGGCGGGGCUGCAGGCAGCAGACUCAGUGUCGCACACUUUGCAGGUGCAGCAGUGGGACGGAGAAGUGCGACAGGAGUCAAAACACGCAGCUGAACUUAAACAACUCGACAAUGGGGUCAAAAUCCCUCCUUGUGGUUGGAAGUGUGAGGUCUGUGACCUACAGGAAAACCUGUGGAUGAAUCUGACAGAUGGAAAGGUUUUUUGUGGGCGGAGAUAUUUUGAUGGCUCAGGGGGGAAUAACCACGCCCUCCUGCACUACCAGCAGACUGGAUACCCACUGGCUGUCAAACUCGGCACAAUAACACCUGACGGAGCAGAUGUCUAUUCAUAUGACGAAGAUGAUAUGGUACUAGAUUUUAAGCUUCCAGAACACCUUUCUCACUUUGGCAUUGAUAUGAUGACUAUGGAAAAGACGGAAAGAACCAUGACUGAGCUGGAGAUCGCAGUGAACCAGCGUGUGGGAGAGUGGGAGGUGAUUCAGGAGUCAGGUACCACUCUGAGACCCCUAUGGGGCCCGGGGCUCACUGGAAUGAAGAACCUGGGAAACAGCUGCUACCUCAACUCUGUCAUGCAAGUGCUCUUCACCAUCCCAGACUUCCAGACCAAAUACGUUUCCAUCAUCGACAAGAUCUUUAAUGAGGCGCCCAGUGACCCUACCCAGGAUUUUAAGACUCAAGUAGCAAAGCUGGGCUAUGGCCUUCUGUCAGGAGAGUACUCUAAGCCGGCCCCUGACCCCGGGGAUGACCCCAAUUCCUCCACUGAACCCAGGGGUGACCAGGUUGGCAUAGCACCUCGCAUGUUCAAAGCUCUGGUUGGACGAGGCCACCCGGAGUUCUCUACCAAUCGGCAGCAGGAUGCGCAGGAGUUUCUUCUUCACUUUAUAAAUAUGGUGGAGAGGAACUGUCGGUCUGGCAUGAAUCCCUCAGAAGCUUUCCGCUUCCUAGUGGAGGAGAAGAUUGUAUGCCAGCAGUCACAAAAGGCCAAAUAUACCCAACGAGUAGACUACAUAGUCCAGCUGCCUGUUCCCAUGGACCAGGCAACUAAUAUGGAGGAGCUACAAGAAGCAGAACGUCGCCGGGAGGAGGUGGAGUCAUCUGGAGCCCCUCCCUUUGCUGCACCACGUGCUCAAAUUCCAUUUGCUGCCUGUUUGGCUGCUCUUAGCGAACCGGAAACACUCACAGAUUUCUGGAGCUCUGCAGUGCAAGCCAAAACCACUGCCACAAAGACCACUCGCUUUGCUUCAUUUCCUGACCAUCUUGUCAUCCAAAUUAAGAAAUUCACCUUCGGCUUGGAUUGGGUUCCUAAAAAAUUAGAUGUGAGCAUUAAUGUUCCUGACAAACUGGAUCUGAGCGCGCUCCUUGCCAUGGGACAGCAGCCAGGGGAGGAGCUUCUGCCAGAGGUGGCUCCACCUCCUCUCAUGACCCCUGAUGUGGAGGUUAAAGGUAUCCUGGGUUUCCACGGCAACGAGGAGGACGACUCUCUCUACUCCCCACUGCUGUCUCCGGUAUUGGAUGACUCUACAGUGUCUCAGCUGUGUGAGAUGGGUUUUCCUCUGGAGGCCUGCCGGAAGGCCGUGUACUACACAGGCAAUACUGGCAUUGAUGCUGCAAUGAACUGGGUGAUGGGACACAUGGAAGACCCUGAUUUCUCCGCACCUUUAGUGUUGGCUGGAUCUAGUUCUGCUCCUGGCACCACACCUACAGAGAGUCUACCUGAGGAACACCUAGCAACCAUUGUUUCUAUGGGAUUCAGUCGAGACCAGGCCACUCGCGCUCUCAGAGCCACGAAUAAUGUUCUAGAGCGAGCUGUGGACUGGAUCUUCUCUCAUCUGGAUGAUCUGGAGUCCAUGGAUGUGUCUGAGGGUGGACGCUCAGAAGGAGGAAGUGAAGCCAGUCGGGAACCUCCUCCAGGACCGCGUGUCCGUGAUGGAACAGGAAAGUAUGAGCUUUUUGCGUUCAUCAGUCACAUGGGAACGAGCACAAUGUGUGGUCAUUAUGUCUGCCACAUCAAGAAGGACCAACAGUGGGUAAUCUUUAACGAUCAGAAAGUUUGUGCCUCUGAGAAACCACCUAAGGACCUGGGCUACCUGUACUUUUACAGAAGAGUAGUGGAAUAGAAUAAACUAGAAUAGCAUUUUUUUCCCUCUCUCUCACACACACGCACACUUCUGUAUCUGAUCUACUGGAACAGAAGGCCCAGACUCCUGCUUCUGAACUGAUGCACCAUUUAAUAAGUCAAAGCACUUCUCCAUCAAAUAUAUUCACUACCACGAGAAACCAGUUGUAAUGAUGGAAG